Molecule: messenger RNA, 5401 nt
Organism: Tyto alba (common barn owl)
Lineage: Eukaryota; Metazoa; Chordata; Aves; Strigiformes; Tytonidae
Gene: TNFAIP1
Product: TNF alpha induced protein 1
Exons: 7
Coding region: 235-1179 (314 amino acids)
Biological process (GO): protein homooligomerization; protein ubiquitination; negative regulation of Rho protein signal transduction
Cellular component (GO): Cul3-RING ubiquitin ligase complex
Molecular function (GO): ubiquitin-protein transferase activity; protein binding
Source: RefSeq, a predicted model, not a curated record
AUUUUGAACUUACUGUGGAUGGAAGGACAAGCACAGUGAGACGGAAGAGAGAACGGAGCCGUGAAUGUCUGGCUGGCUUUUUAAUUGAGACAAAUAUUUCAAGACUGGAUGGCCCAGUGGGUAUGACUGCUUUUGCCUUGGCGUCCUCACCUGGUGACUCCUGACUCUUCCCCAAUCACGGCGGAAUCCAUCAAGCCCACGCUCUGCAGGGUUGUCAUCUACCUACAGAAGGAGAUGUCGGGGGACACGUGUCUAACCACCACCCUUUGUCCAGCCGCGGGGCCCAAGCCCAAAACUUGCAGCUUCAAGGGGGGCAGCCUUGGUAACAAGUAUGUGCGACUGAAUGUUGGGGGCUCUUUAUAUUACACUACAGUACAAGUGCUGACCAGGCACGACACCAUGCUGAAGGCCAUGUUCAGCGGCAGAAUGGAAGUGCUCACAGACAAGGAGGGCUGGAUCCUUAUAGACCGUUGUGGGAAGCACUUCGGAACAAUUUUAAACUAUCUCCGAGAUGACACGAUUGCACUUCCAAAACACAGACAGGAGAUCAAAGAGUUGAUGGCAGAAGCCAAAUAUUAUCUCAUUCAGGGCUUAGUGGACAUGUGCCAAGCAGCCCUGCAGGACAAGAAAGACGUGUAUGAACCUGUCUGUAGCAUCCCUAUUAUCACAUCUCCAAAAGAAGAAGAGAGACUGAUAGAAUCGUCAAUGAAACCUGUUGUUAAGCUGCUUUAUAAUAGAAGCAACAAUAAAUACUCCUACACCAGUAACUCAGAUGACAACUUACUGAAGAACAUAGAACUGUUUGACAAACUCUCUCUCCGAUUCAACGGCAGAGUUCUUUUCAUUAAGGAUGUUAUAGGGGACGAAAUCUGCUGCUGGUCUUUCUAUGGGCAGGGUCGGAAACUUGCUGAAGUCUGUUGUACCUCUAUAGUGUACGCUACAGAGAAGAAGCAAACCAAGGUUGAAUUCCCAGAGGCACGAAUUUAUGAGGAAACACUAAAUGUCCUGCUAUAUGAAACACCACGGGUUCCUGAUAACUCCCUGCUGGAAGCAACAAGCAGGAGCCGAAGCCAGGCAUCUCACAGUGAGGAUGACGAGGGUUUUGAACUUCGUGACCGAGUGCGCCGAAUCCAUGUGAAGAGAUACAGCACCUACGAUGACCGUCAGCUUGGCCACUAGCGUAUCAGUCGAGGAGAAAGGGUUUGGUGUCAAGGCUUGCAUCAAUAAUUCUUUGAGGGGGAUCAGGAGGUGGGGAGGGAUCAGCUGGACUCUGUGGAUUGAUCUUCAUUUGGCUUCUUGGCUCCUUAGAGAAGCAAAUGGGCAUUUGUGUGCACAAAGCAACACUAAAGGCCAAGGGCUUUGAGAACUAAGAGGGUAAUUUUGCACCACGUGCUUUAAAUACAGACUGGCCCCCUCUUCAUGCCACAUGAGGAAUGGAAUUUGGAACACCGAUUCUGACAGUUUGUGGUUGCUCUUUCGUAGCUAAUGACUUGCCAGUUCUCUUACUUCCUGUGAGAAGUGCUGCUUUUGCUGAAUGAGAUGGUGUGACUCAAAUCUUUUUCCAUAUACCUGUUCUUUUAGGGUUUUGUAUAAUGGAACUUCCAGUUCUUAAGUCAAGAUACCGAAGAGGGGAUGGAGAGAACUUGAACGUGACUACUCUUAGCAAACACUGUAUCUCAUAACCCCCAGAAGAAAUGGUUAGCUAGCCAGUAGUCGUGCACUGCAUGUGUGCCUUGUCACACCUCUUUUCCCCCAGUACACAUACAAAGGUUUGUGCUCCAAGGUAGCUGUCUUUAAAAGUCAUUAAUCCUAAGGCUGGGUCUUCCAAAGAGGUGAGAGUCAAGUCACAGAAAAAAUCUUCCCUUGUGAAAAAUGAGAAAACUUUGAAAAUUUAAAUAUCUAUGUAAUGACUUGUCUUGGGAGAUGGAGAAAAGGUUAUGGUGAAGGAAGAGACUUCUUCAAGUAAGCAAAUGUCAGGAAUACAUUGUGGCAAAGUUGCCAUUGUUUAGGCUUGUGAUAGUGUAAUUCUGCUUAUAUAAACAAUGGCAAUCUGGGGGAUUAGUUUUACACUUGUUUCUUCCUGUGGCCCAGAAGUGCUAUUAGAUGUUAAAUUUCUCAGGCAGCAGGGGAAAAAUUGCAGUGGCUGGGAAAAUACAGACUAAACAACAUUUUAUAAGGCUAGGUCACGUUCACAUACUGAAGGGUGAAUUCAAGUUUUGUGUUCUGAAUCCCUUUUGGAGCACAGAAGUUGAAGUGGAAAGAGAAUAGUCAUAAAAACCUUGAUCCACCAUGAAACUGUAAGAGGCUUUGGACACCAGCAAGAGAGGUAGCUUAUACUGAAUUUUAAGCUGAAAUAAUCACUUCUAUUCUGAGGGCUUGGCUUGGAGCUAAUUGUAAAGGGUCUUUCAGAAGGUUGGAGACAAGGCUGCUCUGCAAAUUGGGUGUCUGGAACCAAUUUCAAGUUUAGUAUGAAAAGUUGUUACCGUCUUUUUAAAUGUUGGCUUGUACGUUGCAGCUGGAGGUUGCAGAUUCGAAUUUUGCCCCUGUCCUAAAUGGUUCUUACUUGGUGGCCACUCACGGGCAGCUAUGGCUGCGUGACACUGGUGAAGCGUGCUCCACAACUGCUUUUGCGUUUCCAUAUUGUACGUGAACAUGGGAGCUUUGGAUUCCACAACAGUUAGUCUUGAACUGCUUUGACCAGUGCCAAAUCUACCUAUAAGUUCUAAAGCAAAUUACUGCAAAAGCCUGGCAGAAAAUAAUCCCAAAUUAAUACAAUGAUUUCAUAAGUAGAGAUAAGAUGGUAGUUGGUUUGGUAGUAAUAGAAGCAGAGGAGGGAGCAAAAAAGUAUUUCCACUCAUUUAGGUUUUUGAAAAUAAAGUUGUUGAGGCUUGGUAAGGAAACACUAGUGGCUGUAGACUUUCAGGAUUUUAUUGCCUAGCUGGUCCUCUCUGUGUGGCGGGCAUUCAUUUAAUUCUCCUCACGUUCAGGAAGUAGCAUUGCCACAGUAUUGCACCUGCCUUUUUGUGAAAGGCCUCUUUAAAACUCUAAUAACCUUUUCUUUUUAUAUUGCUUUCUGUAUGUUGUUUUCCAGCUGGUUUUUCUGUUGUGCCAGUGAAAAUACAGCUGCUGAGAUUGGUUUUGACAAAGACUUUUGUGUUAUUUUUUUUUCCUUAAUUCUGCUAGUGUGAUGUGGAUUUUUUUUUUUUUCUAUUUUUUUCCCUCCACUGAUACUAUUUAAAUUACACUGUGGUGGGUGCUUUGAAGCUACCAGCGGAGCCUGUAGUGGUAUCUUGUGCUGUGAUAGCUUCAAUUUAUUCUCUUGUAUGUUUUUUUUCAGCUUGUAACAAAUAAGACUGCCAUUUAAAAUUCAUGCGUGGCACUUCUUUUUCUUGGCAAAUGAUUUAUAUUAAUUUUUUCUUGUAACUAUCAUAGUGGAUGUUAACAAAUAAAGUAAGUGAUGCUGGUAGCCUUGGAAAAUUGUGUUUAAAAGAAGUUAUAAGCAGAAAAAUGACAUUUUUGCAUUUCUUUUCUCAGGGGUAUGGGAAGGAGUGUGUGAAAGAGAAUGAGUGUCAGAUCCAUGUGCUAGUCCAGAGGCUUUCACUCCAUGGUUGGCUUCUGUACUCCCAGGAUUCAUUAAUGAAAUGGAUUCAAAUAGUGAAUUAUUACACUAUAAGGAGCAGAGAUAAGCUUGGUUUUUGUUUUAGUUGGUUUUCCCUGCCUCCCAUAGCCAACAAGUAGUAUUAAUUUCUGAUUUGAGUUUAGAUUAAUCUUGGAAACAAACUGUUUUGAGAACCAUCUGGGUUGUGACGAUCUUUUCAAAAGUGCAAAAUAACUUGGUAUUUGUGGAAUGUGGAAUAUCAGUAAGAACUGUAAGCAGUUACGAAUGUUCUUUAAGUAUGUACAGAUAUCCUUUUCAUUUCACCACUUUCUCUUGAUUCUCAUUCAUUCUCCCUUCUCUACCCCCAGUUAGUACUGAUCACAAAAUAUCUGCUUUCAGAUUAAAUUAUGACUAGAACUGGAAUGAUGUUAAACAAUGUUUGGCCACUGUGGACAGUCUGUAAGCUUUACUCAGAGUAAUAAUCUAAUUGCAUACACUGAAGUUCUAUGUCAAAAGACGUUUCAAAGCCAUGGUCUUGGUGUUCUUUGUCCUGGUAAGAUUUUCAGGACGUGGCUGAGAUAUCUCCGUUAAAUAUGCGUGGUUGGGUUUGACUAGCAGUUCUUUUCGCUCCUAAAUUUAUAGGAACUUUUGCGCAUUCCAGUAUUAUAUUAGCAGACUGAGAGAAUGAAUGGAAAACAUUAACUGACAUCUAUGCACAAGUACUGUAAUAAAGGGUCGCAUGUUUCUGUAAUGGGGUCCUAGCAUAUUGCAAAACAGCCUCAGUCUUUCUGCAGAGGAGCCUUGGUGCCUUGAAUGAAUGUCUUAUGUUAAACAGCUUUUCAGUAUCAGUGUUAAUUGGGCAAUAAUGUCAAAAGAGAGAGUUCUGCAGGGUAGCUGCCUCCAACUGCUUGAUAAAUGCCGAGACAAAACUAAAUGUUUAACCUUCACCUUGACAUUUAGUUUUUGGAACAGGAGACAUUUAUCCUAUGGUAAUGUUCCAUUCUGCUGACUUUUUCUCUCUUGCACUACUUAGUUAACAUAUAAAACAACUGACUGAGACUGGGAGGGCUUUGGGGGGACCGAUACUGUGGUGUUAGUGAAAAGCUGCAUUCUGCUUGGAACAGGCAAUGCUUAUUGUGGUCUUGAUUAGAUUUUUUUUUUUUUCCUUGAGGUUUUUUUAUUUUUCCGACAUAAUUCACUCUUGGAAAUAGUGAUGAAGUAUACCUUAACUAAAUGCAUCUGACCCAGCAGUCCCUGUCUUACACAAUUAGAUCAUAUCCUCUGACAAUCCUUGGCAUUAAAUCUUUACAGACAAAUUUCACAGCAUCCAUUCUGUUAGGAGAGCUGAGGUUUUAUUAAGAGAUGAGUGGGCAUGAGUCCUAUUUCCAGGUUUGCCACUAACUCAACUCAGUGACAUACAGCAAAUCAGUUUUUCUGUGUGUGCGCAAUUUUUCCUCAUCUGUAAUAAUGGUGGGAAGACCCUUCCCUACCUCAGAGGGAUGUUGAAGCUUAACUUGUUUAAUAGUAGUAAAAGACUUUGGAUUUCUAUAAUAUUUUGUAUCCAGAGGAUAGCAAAUAUGGCUGCUGAUCUUGUUUAAACUGACAUUCUGUGAUCAAGCUGUUUUCUUAUAGCAACAGGCUUUGUUUUGUGUUUAAUUUUUAGGGGUCAGCCUUAUGGAUAAAAUACUUAGUUAAUGCAGUAACAAUAUUAGCUAUUGAUUAAAGUGUUUUCUCUUUUAUCAGUGCAUUAAAUGGAAGUUGAACACUAAUUUUUAAUAAAGUGUUAUAUUUUGUCUUCUGUGA